This is a messenger RNA of Eptesicus fuscus (big brown bat), 1565 nucleotides long. RefSeq names its product isopentenyl-diphosphate delta isomerase 1 (gene IDI1). The coding region runs from base 174 to 857 and encodes 227 amino acids. The record is from RefSeq and is a predicted model, not a curated record. Gene Ontology annotation, molecular function: isopentenyl-diphosphate delta-isomerase activity. NCBI's taxonomy places the organism in Eukaryota, Metazoa, Chordata, Mammalia, Chiroptera, Vespertilionidae. Gene Ontology annotation, biological process: isoprenoid biosynthetic process; isopentenyl diphosphate biosynthetic process. Gene Ontology annotation, cellular component: cytoplasm. The transcript has 5 exons.
CGCGGCCGCCGGAGAUUGGGCUCUCGGCGUCAGCGGCCUGGACCGCGGGGAGGCGGGCGCGGUGGAGCGGCAGCCCGCGGGGCCUGGGCCGGAGGGAGGCGCGCGCGGCGGAGCGGCGGCCCACGGACUGUCGGCACCUCAGGGUUCUAGGACAGGUCGGACAUUCUGUCACCAUGCCUGAAAUCAACACCAAUCAUCUUGAUGAGAAACAGGUUCAGCUCCUGGCAGAGAUGUGUAUUCUUAUUGAUGAAAAUGACAAUAAAAUUGGGGCUGAGACCAAAAAGAAUUGUCACCUGAAUGAAAACAUUGAGAAAGGAUUACUGCAUCGAGCUUUUAGUGUCUUCUUAUUCAACACUGAAAAUAAGCUCUUGCUACAGCAGAGAUCAGAUGCUAAAAUUACCUUUCCAGGUUGUUUUACCAAUACUUGUUGUAGUCAUCCCUUAAGUAACCCAGGAGAGCUUGAAGAAAAUGAGGCAAUUGGAGUAAGGCGAGCAGCACAAAGGCGUUUAAAGGCUGAAUUAGGAAUUCCCAUGGAACAGGUUCCUCCAGAAGAAAUUAAUUAUCUGACUAGAAUUCACUACAAGGCUCAGUCUGAUAGUAUCUGGGGAGAACAUGAAAUUGAUUACAUUUUGUUUGUGAAAAAGAACGUGACUUUGGAUCCAGACCCCAAUGAAAUUAAAACCUAUUGCUAUGUGUCAAAGGAAGAGGUGGAAGAAAUGCUGAAAAAGGCAGCCAGCGGCGAAAUUAAGAUAACUCCAUGGUUUCAAUGUAUUGCAGAAGCUUUUCUCUUUACAUGGUGGGAUAACUUAAAUAAUUUGAAUCAGUUUGUUGACCAUGAGAAAAUACACAGAAUGUGAAUGUGGAGAUGAAUGAUUAGUAAAGUACUAAAAAUGUUUCUGCUUAGUAAACUUAAAAUGAUUUUUUAAAAAUUGGGUUCCCCAUUAGAAUUCUCAUUGGAUACAUUGGUACGUUACAACCUGAAUUUGUGUGGAAAAGAUGCUGACAAUUCUUGUAUCACACACCCCACAUAUAUGCACUCCUAUUUGUAAAGGACAUUUGUGAAAGAUUAUUUUUAAAAAGCAAAUCAACUAAACUUAACCUGUCUAAACAGUCCUAACAAAUAAGUGAAGCUCUUUAUUUGCAAUGUGUUGAGACGUUUUCAGAACUUGUAGAGCACUUUAUUUUCCAGGUGCUUUACAUAUCAUUAAAGUUUUAUAAUAGUCCAGAAAAAUGUGCAACAGAAACUGUUUGCUUGGCUUCUUCAGAACAGCUCAAAUUAACUUUCCGUAUUAAGAUAUUAAAUUAGGGGAGCAGGUCGAAGGUAAUUAAAUGGUGUAUGUCCUGAUUUCUAUCAGUCUGUGUUCUCAGAAUUUCAGGGGACAGACAGUCUAUUUGUAAAAUGGAAAUUGGGUCAUACUCUACCACAGGGGUUCUUACCACUGGUUCUGUUAACAUUUGGGCUGGGUAAUUCUUUGUUGUGGGGGUUCAUCCUGUGCAUUAAAGGACAUUUAGCAGCAUCCUUGGGUUGUACCCACUAUUUGCCAUUGGUACCCAUUCCCCCAUCA